Messenger RNA from Cyclopterus lumpus (lumpfish), 2897 nucleotides. Its product is annotated as long-chain-fatty-acid--CoA ligase ACSBG2-like. The transcript is spliced from 15 exons. The record is from RefSeq and is a predicted model, not a curated record. Gene Ontology annotation, cellular component: membrane; endoplasmic reticulum. NCBI's taxonomy places the organism in Eukaryota, Metazoa, Chordata, Actinopteri, Perciformes, Cyclopteridae. The coding region runs from base 30 to 2225 and encodes 731 amino acids. Gene Ontology annotation, molecular function: long-chain fatty acid-CoA ligase activity.
ACGACUGUCACAGAAGAAGCAAAUACGAGAUGAGUGCUCCAGAGGGUUCGGUUAGGAGCAGCAGUGGCGUUGCAGUCAUGGAUAGUAAAGCUGAGAGCAUGUCUACCCAAAAGACUCGCUCCCCCCUCGUCCUCAACGGAGAAGCCCCCACAGCUGAGCUCUGUGCAACAGCUGAGCUGGAGGAAGCCACUGAAGGACUUUGCCUAGAAGAGCCUAGGUCAGUUCCCUUGGUGAGGACGAACGGACCAGCACCUCUGGCCCCAGCGGACGAGCUAUGGAGCUCCAGCAGACACAAGGCAGUCAAGCUGAGGAUGGAGGGCUCGGGUCCGGCCUCAGAGACUCCCAUGACGGCCCAUCAGCUGUUUCUGCACACGGUGGAAACGUACGGGGAUCAUCCAGCCUUGGCUUCCAAAAAAGAGGGCCAGUGGGUGACCCUGACAUGGAGGCAAUACUAUGAGCAGUGCCGGGCGGCAGCUAAAAGUUUCCUCAAGUUGGGGCUGGAGCGUUACCAUGGUGUGGGGAUUCUGGGAUUUAACUCCCCCGAAUGGUUCAUCUCAAACAUCGGCUGCAUCUUUGCAGGGGGUCUGGCAACUGGAAUUUACACCACCAAUUCAGUUGAAGCUUGUCAGCAUGUGGCUGCCAACAGUGAGGCCAACAUCCUGGUAGUGGAGAACCAGAAGCAGCUCGACAAAAUCCUGCAGGUUAAAGAUCAUCUACCUCAUCUGAAAGCCAUCGUCCAGUAUAAAGGCGAGCUGCAGCAGAAAGCACCAUUUCUUUAUACGUGGGCGGAGUUCAUGAAGCUGGGAGAGGAAGUGCCCGACGAGCAGCUAAAUGCUGUGAUUGACAGUCUUCGUGCCAAUGAGUGCUGUACUCUCAUCUUUACCUCUGGAACCACUGGGAACCCUAAAGGAGUCAUGUUGAGCCAUGACAAUCUGACAUGGACAGUCCGCACGGCAGCUUCCAUGCUCAACUUAAAGUAUGCUGAGGAGGUGAUGGUCAGUUACCUGCCGCUCAGCCACGUGGCAGCCCAGCUAGUGGACAUGUGGUUGUGUGUUUGUUUUGCCAUGACCACCUACUUUGCAGAGCCAGACGCCCUAAAGGGCUCCUUAGUAAACACACUUAAAGAGGCUCAUCCAACUUGUUUCCUCGGGGUUCCUCGUGUGUGGGAGAAGAUGCAGGAGAAAAUGAAAGCUGUCGGUGCCAAGGCCUCCCCAAUGAGGAGUACAGUGGCGGGCUGGGCCAAGUCCAUAGGCCUGCGGUACAACUACAGUGUCAUGAACAGGGAGAAUCAGGUGCCUUGGGGCUUCACGCUGGCUAAUAAUCUGGUCUUUAAGAAGGUCCGUGAAUCUCUGGGCCUAGACCGCUGCAAGUUAUGCUUCACGGGCGCUGCCCCCAUCACCAAAGACACUCUGGAAUACUUCAUGAGCCUGAACAUCCCUUUAUUGGAGCUAUAUGGCAUGAGUGAAAGCUCCGGCCCACACACCAUCUCCACUGACACCUAUUCCCAAAUCUCAAGCUGUGGAAAAAAGAUACCAGGCAGCAAGACGAAGCUGGAGAACCCAGAUGAGGACGGGAGUGGAGAGAUAUGUAUGUGGGGUCGGCACGUCUUCAUGGGCUACCUGGACAUGCCGGACAAAACAGCGGAGGCUCUCGACCAGGACGGCUGGCUGCACUCUGGAGAUCUGGGACGACACGACCAGAACGACUUCCUGUACAUCACAGGAAGGAUCAAGGAACUGAUCAUCACUGCAGGUGGAGAGAACAUCCCUCCUGUGCCUAUCGAGGAUUCAGUGAAGGCCGAGGUGCCCAUCAUCAGCAACGCCAUGCUGAUCGGAGACAAGCUGAAGUUCCUCUCCAUGCUGCUCACGCUCAAAUGUGUGGUGGAUGACAACGGCGAGCCAACAGAUGAGCUGAGCCCUGAGGCCUUGAUAUUCUGCCAGCAUCACAACGUCACAGCCACCAAGGUGUCAGAGAUCGUAGCCAAUAAGGAGCCAGCUAUCUACAACGCCAUACAGGAAGGCAUGGAGCGCGCCAACGCCAGAGCAACGUCCAACGCCCAGAAGAUCCAGAAGUGGACGAUACUGGAGCGAGACUUCUCUGUCAACGGAGGCGAACUGGGGCCUACCAUGAAACUGAGGAGGCCCAUUGUUGUGAAGAUGUACCAGGAGAAAAUAAAUGAAUUGUAUGCUGUGGCCACGGAGACACAGCAGACUGUACAGCAUUGAGAUGAGAUAAUACCUGGGUCAUGUUUGUAUGCUGCCCAGCCGUCAUAUUGAGAAAUGUGUAAAUGUCUUUCACCUGAAUGUUAAAAGUGCAAAAGAGGUUUAAAUGAUGUAGUAUUUAAUGGAAUAGGUUGUCGUGCUAUGUUUUAAUAUAGUUCUGUUGUCUGUUUCGAGUCGAGAUUUAAGCUGUUUAAUGCACAAACGGUUUCAAAGCAGCUGUGCACUUUUUGUAAAUAAAAUGUCCUAAUCAGAGCCAAAUCUUGCCAUUUACGCUGGAUGGUGUAAGUCAUCAUUUUUACAGUUGUUGAAGGGAAUUUAGUGAAUCCACUGUGGCCUGAAUGAUGAAACUCUCUCGUCCUGGUCCUCAGCAUACCAGAAUGUAUUCAGUUUUUGAAGCAGAAAUAUCUAUUUACAUUUUUUUUAAACCAUUAAUCGCCAGUUGUCUGUCUCAUGCUUUGAGAUAAUCCCCAUUUAGUAAAACUGCAGACAUCACCUCUAAAGACUGGAUGAGAAAUAUAUAUAUAUCAAUAAAUAUAUCUAUGCGAUAAGAAUAGAAUCCAAUCACGUGCAAAUUGUAAUUUAUUCUUCUCCAUGUACAGUUUGAUAAGUUGAGAAAUGUAAUUUUUUUUUUAAUGAAUGUCCCAUGAUUGCCAUUAAAAAGUGAAUGAUUGAAUG